UUUUAGAGCAGAGCAGCCCGUCUGCUGGGAGAGAGACGGAGGAAAAGUUAGUCAAGAUGGCAAGUCCCACAGACCCGGAGUGAAGGGGCACCGCUCCCCGAAAAGCUGAGCCUGUCGCCCGUCCUGAGACAAACCCAGCGAUGCUAACUGCGCCGGCCUAAGAGGGAUUCCCUGAAGAAAAAUGCCAGUGAGGCUGAAGCUGAUGUGACACAGCUUGUGCUGGAAGAAAGCUGACUCAUCAAAUAUCAAUCCCUCUGAGAGCAACUAAGCAGCCGAGAGCAGCUCAUAUCACCUAAAGCCUUGCUAGAAGAGCACCUCGCACCACCGAGAGAUUAUCAGACAAGGAGAAGGCGGUGUGGAACCCCCCCAUCCCCACCCCAGCAGGAAUAUAUCCAACAUCAGCUGCGGGCGAAACACAUUUUUGGCAUCAGCCUGACAGAGACUGCUGACCUACUAAUAAUGACACAGCUAAGAAUACAGCGCUUCAGCUGAACUUCACUGACAGACCUCCUUUGCCACGUGUGCCAACCACCACCCUUCGUUAAUUGAACCUGAACCUUUGGUGUGAAGCUUAGUGAGGGUUUUGCUCCUGCACCUCUCAGCCCAGCCCGGCACCGCCACAGUCCGCCCGCCUUCAUCCCACCUCACAGACCAUGAUGUUUCGCGAUCAGGUGGGCGUGCUAGCCAGCUGGUUCAAGGGGUGGAACGAGUGCGAGCAGACGGUGGCUCUGCUGUCCCUGCUAAAGAGGGUGAGCCGGACCCAGGCCCGCUUCCUGCAGCUCUGUCUGGAGCACUCCCUGGCCGAGUGCACCGAGCUGCAGGUCCUGGAGGGAGAAGCCAACAAUCCAGGUGUAAUCAGCCAGUGGCAAGGUGAGCCUAAGGAGCGCGUCAUCUCACUUGUCCUCACCCAUCUCCCGCUGCUCAAACCCGGCAACAUUGAAGCCAAGGGCGAGUACAUGCGGCUGCUGCCACGCAUCCUGGCCCACACCAUCGAGCAUGGACACCACCUGGAGGAGUCCCGCCAGCUCCUGUCCUACGCCCUCAUCCACCCUGCCACCUCGCUGGAGGACCGGGCCGCCCUGGCACUCUGGCUGAACCACCUGGAGGAGAGGGCGGCCGCACGGGGAGACUCCCUGGAAAGGCCUCCUCCUUCUGGGCCGCACCACCACCACCAUCAGUCCACCCCUCCAUCCACCCUCACCUCGUCAGGAUCCUCCUCCUCCACUAACACGUCUUCAUCGGGCAAUCCGUACUCCCUGCAUCACCACCAGCGCUACGGCUCAGACGACCGGCUCAAUGGGUGGCAGAGCUCCAGGGACUCGGGGAUGGGCGGAGGCUGGCAUCAGCAGCAGCAGGGCUGUGAGAACGGGCACCUCCUGCUCUACCCAUCAUCCUCUGUGCCGGCGACCAUCAACACAGUUGGAACGGGUGGAGGCAGUAACACUAUCCUGACCAGUGGAAGUGGCAGCCAGCAGCACAGUCCAUUAAAGCGCUCCGUGUCCCUCACGCCUCCCAUGAGCGGCCCCAGCAACCAGCCUCUGGGCCACGUCUGGUUGUCCCAGGAGGACCUGAGGACCGCUAGAGGCCCGGCUCCGGACCACGCUCCCCUCUCACCCCAGAGCAGCAUCGCCUCCUCAGGCAGCGGAGGCAGCGAGCACCUGGAGGACGCCGGUUUAGGAGGAGGUUCAGGCCUCCAUCGCAGCUCCUUCCACGAGGAGGGCAGCGGCAUGAGGGAUGUUCCUGCUUGGCUGAAGAGUCUCCGCCUCCAUAAAUACGCCACUCUGUUCUCCACGAUGACCUACGAUGAGAUGAUGUCACUGACUGAAGAGCAACUAGAGGCACAGAAAGUCACGAAAGGAGCAAGACACAAGAUUGUUAUCAGCAUUCAGAAGCUGAAAGAGAGGCAGAACCUCCUUCGCAGCCUGGAGAAGGAUGUGUUAGGGGGCAGCAACCUACGCGCCCCGCUGCAGGAGCUCCACCAGAUGAUCAUGACUCCUAUCAAGGCUUUCGGCGGCGGCGAGGAGGCCUCCCUGCAGCGCCCCCUGCUGAGCCCCGAGGGCAAGAGCGCCGCGCCCGGCUCCCACCUAACAGGGGGAGGCGGAGGGGAGGCCGAGUCUGGAACGAGCGUCAUCGCCGAGGGGGAUCUGCCCGGUCAGUUCACUCGUGUCAUGGGCAAAGUUUGUACCCAGCUGCUGGUGUCAAGGUCAGACGAGGACAACAUCAGCUCCUACCUACAACUCAUCGACAAGUGCCUUAUCCACGAGUCCUUCACCGAGACGCAGAAGAAGAGGCUGUUGUCAUGGAAACAGCAGGUCCAGAGGCUGUUCCGGUCCAUUCCGAGGAAAACUCUCCUUGACAUAGCAGGGUACCGACCACAGAGGAGCCGUUUUGGCCAGUCCAACUCCCUCCCCACCACCGGCUGUGUUGGUGGCAGCGUGUCGACCAGGAGGAGCCUCCACCAGUUCCAGAUGCCCUCCAGGAGCUUGCCGGGUGCCAGGCUGGGCCUGCUGGGCAGCGGGGGGCUGCUGGGACCGACACCUCGCAGCUCCAGCAGCACACCCACCGGUCCCAAGCAGGGGAGACAUGGUCCGUGGUUUGCCAACCCUGGAGGAAGCAACAGCAUGCCCAGUCGGACCCACAGCUCCGUGCAGAGGACCCGCUCGCUGCCGGUUCACACCACGCCACAUACCAUGGUCAUGUUCCAACAAGCUGAUCUUCAGCUGCCGGUGACGGAGCCAGACAUCAACAAUCGCCUUGAGUCUCUGUGUUUGAGUAUGACAGAGCACGCUUUGGGAGACGGUGCCGACCGCACAUCAACCAUAUGAAACGAGGAUCUUUGUGAGAGCAGCAGGACAGCGCCGGUUCACGAGGCUCUCUCACCAUAAGUCACCUGGAGGUCACCAGCCCUCCCGUCCCCUCUCCCUGUAGCCGAUGGUAGAGCUCAACCAAAGGACCGGGCGGGAUCCAAGACACACCAGAGGGCCGAUCACCACACGGCUAACACAAGCUACCACAUUGGCACCGUCCAUCGGGUCGGAAAAACACACCUCCUACUCCGCCAGCACCCUCACAGUCACCUGGCUGAGGAGAGAAGAGAAAAGCAUCGGCCCGGACAGAGUGCCAACAGCGCCCCCCCGAGGAGGCCGGAAGCAGCGCUGCAGCCCCAGCCCAGGGGAGACGCUGGCCGGUGGAUCAGGGCUCAGUGAGGCUGAGGCCCCCUCCCUCCCCGACACCGUCUGGUCCCCACACAUCGACCACAGCUCGUGGCAUCCUUCAAACCCAUCACAGUACCUCAGACCCCAGAACGAGACGAGACGAGCAGAGCCACGAGGAUGCACAAGGAAAGUUUGGGAUUUCCUGGACUGUCUUCAGCAGAGGACUGAGUGUCCAGGAGGAGGCUUGUAGAGCUCAGUAUUGGGUGGCAAAUCAAACAUUUAUUUGUGCUGUAUGUAUUUAUUGUUUACAUAAUGAUGCUACUUUCAGAGGGUACAGAAACGUAUGAAUUUCAGGUAUGACUUGUGUGAUUUUCUGUAAAGCCUUGGCUGUCUACAAGCUUUACGCCCCCACGAGUAGCCAUCACACUAGUUUACAACUAACGCGCUUAUUCUUUAUUUUGGUGUUGGCUUGAACAUUUAUGGAGAAAAGAGAGCGAGAGAGAAAGCAACGGAGGUUAGAGCAGAGAGACGAAGAUGUGGAGAAAGACUCAGAAAGUGGUAGAAGAAAGAAUCGAGCUGAGGUGAUUCUGGAAAGGGAAGCGGAUGUUUGAACGAGAAAGACAUCAGAGGCAGGACCUUUGAUGGGCUGAAGAUGAUGGAGGGAGAUGAUGUCAUGUCUAAUGGCGGUGGAGGAAGUGGAUUUCAGUCACACAUUGUUCAUCCACAGCAUGUACUGUAUGAACUCUUUGAAUUCAGAGCCUUUUGCGGGCGCAGAAAAUGUAGGUUUUUUGUUUUUUUUUUUAUAAAAAUGGGAGAUACAUAGUGGGAUCUGUCUGCAUGUUUCAGAUACUGGGGUUUUCUAAAGCAGGGUGAUACGCUAACGGCUGCAUGUUACAACUAAAUAUCUUUCUUGGAGAGGAGGAAGAUUGUGGAGAGGAGAAGAUGGCAGGAGAAGCAGGAGGUGGAUUCGGUUUGCACUCGGAUCGUGUUGCAACAUUGGAAUUAAAACAAACAAAAAAACAGUCAAUCCAUGAAGGGUAGUUUUCCCAGAGAUUGUCUCUUUAGUGCUUACCUCCACCUGCUGGCCGACGCAGUCAUGGCAGGACAGACGCUGAAGGAGACGCAGAGAAGACAAAGAUCUGAGGAAACAUCAGAGCUGUUAGGAUUUCCCUCAUAGAUCGUUUGUAUAUCUUCAGUCUGUCCUGUUAGCGCCGGCCUACAUGGAAUUUCAUUUCUUUAUUUUCAUCCUGAAUCUCAUGGUUAUUCUGUGUCUUAAUAUUUAUCCUCCGUUUUUUUGUGUCUGGAGUAGGUUUAUAUUGGAAUAAGCUGGUUAGUAACUCCCCGCUGUGCUGCGUUCAACAGAGCACGCGAGUCUGAACGGACGUCGUUGAGGGUUGUUGAUUAUUGUUGUUUAGUUUCUUCAUUAGUUUUUAUGCAGUUCUGUAGUUCUUCCUUUGUAUCCUGCACUUGAUAUGAUAAUGUGAUACACUAAAAAUCCAGACUGAGCUUCAAUCUCAGAGGACAGACAGAAGUCGAGCAGUAAAACCACAACAGGUGGUGGUGUUGAAUCCCCACAGCAGAGAUAAAGAGUUCUGUCUGAAUGUGGAUGUUGGAGUAGAAAAUAGUUUCCUGUACGUUCACGUCAUUUCGGCCCAGACUGAAUUAAUUCACACAGUUCGUCGAUACCAGAGUUUGUGCAUGUUUUCGUUCGUUUACUGUCAUUUACAUAUGCGUGAUGUUGCUGUCUGAAUGUUUUUCCAAACUUCCAGUCAAACAUAACUUUCUAGUUAAAUUAUGAGUGUUAAAAUGUCAUUUAGUCUUCACUUAGAAAGUUAAUGAACCAAGAAAUAUGCGUGUAUAUUUUGUUUGAGAGCUGCAACAUUAUUGAUUCAUGUUUUCAAUUAAUCAUUUAAAAGGCAGAAUAUUUAAAAUCUCUCUCCAGUCAUCAAUUAAACCCCUAAAAACUCAUCUUCAUGUAUCGAAAUUACAUAUUUAGAAGUUUUUUUUCAUGAAAAUAGUUAAAUCCCACCUUGAAAUGGCUCUUAGAUGCAGCUCUACACCACUGCUUAUUCUAGAAUGUGCAGAUCUAUUAAGUUCAGCUCAAACAUCAUAAAACUGCUUUACACAAUUACAAGUAAUUUUGGAGUAAUUCAGCCUCUUGUGUUUAAGAUUCUAAUGAUACAGAAAACUCCAUCUUGCAAGUCGACAGGAUUGGUUCCACAGAUUUGUUACGUACGAAACCUCAGAAGUCUGGUUCUAUGUUUUCAAGACUUAGUUUCAAGGUGGAAAUACACCAUAUGGACAUGUAAACAAGGAGAAAAAUAAAAGAUUUUCACUGGAGGGGCUCUUUAAAGUAGUGAAAAUGUGAUUUCCUCAAUAUCCUUGUUUUAUCUAAACACCUCUAAAAUGUUAGGAUGUUUAGUUUACUUGGAAAUUUUGUAAUUUGUCAUCAAAUGUCAUUUUUGCAUGAAGAAUAACUGGAUAAAUAGAUUAACUGAUUGCCGUAAGUGUUACAGAUUAAUUGAUUUAAUUAAUCAUCCAUGUGCUACAGCUUUGGCCGUGGUGUUUUUUUUUUGUUUGUUUUUUUUUUUUUUUAAAAAACAUCUCCACCUAUAAAUGAAGUACAAGCCUGAUUUUGAGAUGUUCUCUGGCACGAUUCACCUCAGAAAUCACUGGGAAGUUUGGAAAAACACGAUACAGAAAUCUAAAACACUACACAACUCUUAAAAAGAGGCAGCAAAGAUGUGUGUGAUUCAAGUUAAAGGAACAAAAACAUGCAUAAAUUCUGCUACGGUGUCUGGGGCCCAAACUAAAAGUGGUUUCAGGUCAGUUAUGGCGGCUUAAAGCUUCAGUCUGGAUCUGAGCAAACACCAUCGCUACAGAUAAAGUGUUUGCUGGUAGUUUUACAGCAGCUGAACCUUUUAAUGUCACCAAAGCAUGAAUGAAUCCUUCUAAUCCCGAGUGGUUAAACUGAUGUUACACCUUCGAUAGCUUUGUGUUUUUUGUUUAUUUACCGAUGCUCCUCGAUAAGAAGCAGCAUCAGGAUCUCAUAUUCUUUCAGUGUCACUGCCAUAUGAAUCAGUACUUAAAGUAGAAACAAUUAUUUAUUCUUUUUUUCAUAAUUUUUGCAGAGGCGAUACUGAUCAUUUAGGUGUAUUAUUAUUAUUAUUUAAAGUACCAUAUGUAUUAACAUGUUAUGGCUGGUGACCAUACGUACAUCUCAAAUAUUAACAUAGUUAUUGUUGACUGACUGUUUUUUUUCUUUUAUUUUGUUGUUGCUGUUGUUGAACUAUAAUCUCGUUUGUAUCUAUCGGUGUCAUGUUCAGAUUUUUCAUUUGGACUGUCGGAGAGCAGGUCCGUCACAGAUUCGGUUGCAAAAUUCAACUGUCAGCAAAAAAAAAAACUGCGACGUGUUAGUCUUUUCAGGAAGUAGACCGGUCCAUUCUGGGCUUUACAGUAAAAUUAGAAUUUGAGAUGUGGACUGUGAAUUUAGUGCUGUUGGUUUAUCACGGCCUAACUGGUCCUGUGUGGGAGAAGCUCUUUGGUUUAUGUAUAUGUUGUUUUAAAGGAUAAAUUUGGCAUUAUUCUAUAUUUUUUCUAAACGAUAAAGAGCCCAUAUUCCGUUUUCCAUAAUUCCUUUAGCCUUUUUGUGCAUGUAAAAGGUCAGCAAACGUAAAAAGCCCAAAGAAAACACAGAAAACUCUGCUCCUUACCUGCUUGAAAUGCCUCGUUUUAAGUCCAGGAGUUUCUUAUGUUACUUAAUGACAUCAUCGUGUAACACAUUUGCUAGCUAAGUGGCUAAUUUGACAUGCAAAACACAGAAAAGGUAGCUGUCUUCUAUUAUUUCUUCGCUAGAGCUGCUUCUGCUUGAGCUACAUCCCCUUAUUCAGAGAGCUGAGGUUCAACUGACCAAUCAUAGCAGACGUGGCUUUUCAGGAGGCGGGGCUUAAAGACACAGGAGCUGAAAUGAAGCCCAUGUUUAGAUUUACUUAUUUCUUUCAGCUUUUUUGUGCAUGUAAAAGGUCUGCAAACCUAGAAAGCCCAAAAUAAACACAGAAAGCUCUGCUCGUUACCUGAUUGAAACACCUCGUUUGAAGCCCAGGCCUUUCUUAUGUUACUUAAUGACAUCAUCGUGUAACACAUUUGCUAGCUAAAUGGCUAAUUUGGUUCUCAAAACACAGAAAAGGCAUCUGCUUUGUAUAUUUUCCUCACUAGAGCUGCUUCCUUUCGAGCUACAUCCCUGUACUCAGAGGUUACUAAUCAACACUUCCUGUUUUUUGUCGGCUCAGCUGACCAAUCAGAGCAGACUUUGCUCCUCAGGAGGCGUUGCUUAUUGAGCCUGGAGCUGAAAUGAAGCGUUUCAGACAGAUGGUAAGAAGAGAAAUGUACAUUAAGAGGAAAAUAAUGUGUUUUUUGAACAUUAAAGCAUGUUAACAUAUUCUAGUAGACCACAAAAACACAAUUAUAAACCUUUAAAUGUGCAGAAUAUGGGCUCUUUAACGAAUCCCAUGAAAAGACUUGAUUCAAUAAUAUGUUACUCGCAGUACUUUACUGUAGUUUUCAACAAAAGUCACUCAAACAGGAGAGAAUCUGUUACAGACUAUUUUCAGCUGAGGUUUAAUACACGUUUUCUGCUCUAGUGGGUAUUUGUGGCAGCAGGAUGGAGUCAAAGUAAACUACGACGUGUUUACAGUAUUUAAAGAACACGCCACAUAUUUACUUGUUAGGAUCGACUAACGGCUCGUUUCUGUAUUUUUAUAUUCAGAAAAGGUAUCAGAACCUGCAGUCAAGCAACAUAAUCAAAGGGAUUAUCAAAACUAGUGUUUGUGCAGUAUUUUUUAUUUACGUUCAUAUCGCUGUGCCAUUUUUGAGUCAUAAAAGUGUUAGUGGAAAGUUCAGGAGAUUUAAACUAAAUCUCCUUCUUUUGUUUUCUAUAAAAUACUGUCUGGCAGCAUUCAAAUAACCCAAGUUCAUGUGAUUCUUCCAGGCGACAGAACAGUUCAGUUUCAGGAUUUGUUGUGUUUAGAAGCCGACGUCCUGCAGCGUCUAAAGAUUCGCCUCCUGAACUCAGAUCGAACCUGUGACGGGACAGCGGAGGGUUUCAGCUUUGAGGUCGGAUCAUUACACAUCUCUUCAAAACCAAAUGCUUGUUGUUUUUUUAAAUUUUCUAUUUGUUCUGAAUGCAUAUCAGCUCUGUGGGAGUGCUUCUAAUGCCGUGCACACUGCAGUAUUAACAGUUAGACAAACGCCUUGAUAUUCCAAAAACAUUUAAUGUACUUUAAGUCGAGACAUAUAUGCUGUUUUGUAUCUUUUUUUUUGUUGUCAUAGAUUCUGCAGUUUAGUCAGUUUAUGUCGAUAUGGGAUGCCAAGACUUCUUUUUGUUGUUUUUGUUUGUUUUUGUAAAUUCAGCAGUUCUGUAACAAAGUGUUACCGCUUGACUGUGCUCCUUUUACUUUACAUUUAGUUUUAUUUUAUCAAAGAGCCGAUGUCCUGUAUUGACUGCAGGCUUACGUAUAUAUUUGACAAAAAAAAGAAUAUUGUAUGUUUAAUAAUAAAAAUGAAAAAAACUCAAAAACGAAAAGAAAAAAUGCCGAAAAAAGAAACGAAGAAAAACCAGGAAGGACAAAAAAAAAUAAGUGUAAUUUAUAUUUUAAAAAACUGCAUGCACAAGGCUGGGAAAGUCAUAUUUAGAAUAACAAAUGGCAGUGCCUUUUUUGUACUCGAGACAUUUACCCCAAAUGUAAAUGGUUUUAUAUGGACUUUAAAAACUGUAACGUUGCAGGAAGAAACUAAAGACGGCCGGGUCGCGUUCACUCUGCAGCCAAGAGUCAGAAUUUAGAUUGUUUAACGUUCUGAUGUGAUCCAAGGAUUGUUUCAGGGAGUUAAUUAGCUGUUUUUUAAUAACUUUCUGAAUCAUUUUGAUGCCAAUAUUCUCAUAUUUUGAUUGUCUUUAUGAGAAGGGUGUAAAAAUGUUUAAAAAUGAUAAUUAAUUUAGCUCGUACUUGGUUCCAUUUCUUUCUCAUUCUGAUCAUUUAGUCCAUGUUUGGCCUAAUUAAUAACAAAUACAGUAAAACAAGGUUCUCUGCAUCUUCUAGAUAAAUCAGUCAUUUCUAGAGUACAAAAGGAGACUAAAGUCAAAUCAAAUUUCAUUUUUUUUGCAGCUAUGGAUUAUUUCCUUUAUCAGCUCAUCUGCUGAUUGUUUUUCUAAUUAACUGAUUGGUCCAAAAAAUGCAGAAAAUGAUCCGUCACAGUUUCCCAGAGCACUUAUUUAUCCAAUAAUGCCUCAAAUUUGCUGCUUUUCUGACCAAGUGUCUAAAACUUACAGAUGUUUAGUUCACUAUAAUGAAAGACAAACACAUUUGAGAUGCUCGAAUAUCAUUUAUUUGGCUUUAAUUGCGCUGCCUCCUAGACUGUAAUAGUCUUUAAAAAGCAACAUUUCACUGAAAAUAAUGUGAUUAUCUCGUUACUCUUUCACGUAACGGCAGAUCAGUUCCUCUGUUACAGACAGUUGAGCUGAAAACGUGUCAGGAAUCAGUCAGUGGACUCCUGAAGUGGAACAUUUAGCUGCAUCUUUCGCUGCGUCUUUAAAAACAUGCAUUAAAAUGUGCAUCAGAUCUUUAUCUGUGAUUCGAUGAGUGCUGCAGCUCCACCUGUAUCGUAGAGAGAGCCAGAAAUCUGCUCAUUAUGAUAAAAAACAUCACAUAUUUAGCACUUCCUGCUUCAUUCAGUCACAUUUCAGCCACUUUAUUCAUCAGAGUUACUGUUGAUGCUGUUCUAUUGGCAGGAGCAGCAUUUUCUGUUCAUUAGAAGCAGUAAAUUAUGAUGUCAUUGUAGUUAUUUUCUGCAUUAUAUAUGUAUACAUUGAUCUAUUUUACACAAAAAACAGUCUGAUGCACAGAUUUCUAAUUUCUACAACUGUUUCGACACUUUUUCUGAUUUAAAUGUUUGAAAAAGUGCAGCUUUGUUGCACCAGUUAAACUUCAUGGAGUAAAAUGUCAAAGCUCUCAGUUAAAUUUAGUAAUUUUUUGGAUGUUUUCCACUAAUUAACACAGCUUCUUAUCAGAUACGAGCUGCUUUAAAACUCUAAAUGUCUUGACUCUGGUUCUGCAGCGCGACCGUGAACCCGGACGUUGCUUUCUGCACUCAGUAGGUACUUCUUAAUGCUGAUAUGAAGUUAUGAAUUAUUCUGGUCUGUAUAAAAACAGAGGUGUGUGUGUGUGUGUGUGUGUGUGUGUGUGUGUGUGUGUGUGUGUGUGUGUGUGUGUGUGUGUGUGUGUGUGUGUGUGUGUGUGUGUGUGUGUGUGUGUGUGUGUGUGUGUGUGUGUGUGUGUGUGUGUCUGUGUGUGUCUGUGUGUGUCUGUGUGUCUGUGUGUGUGUCUGUGUGUGUGUCUGUGUCUGUGUGUCUGUGUGUCUGUGUGUGUCUGUGUGUCUGUGUGUCUGUGUGUGUCUGUGUGUGUGUGUGUGUGUGUGUCUGUCUGUCUGUGUGUGUGUGUGUGUGUCUGUGUCUGUGUCUGUGUGUCUGUGUGUGUCUGUGUGUGUGUGUGUGUGCGUGUGUGAAUACAUUCAUUUUCAACGUGUCUUGCUGUACUUUUUGUCGCGACGUACCAGAAUGCUGUGACUUGGCAUGCCCCGUUAUACAUAAAAAGAAAAAAACUAAAAUCCUC
Molecule: messenger RNA, 10819 nt
Organism: Amphiprion ocellaris (clown anemonefish)
Lineage: Eukaryota; Metazoa; Chordata; Actinopteri; Pomacentridae
Gene: samd4a
Product: sterile alpha motif domain containing 4A
Exons: 13
Coding region: 654-2825 (723 amino acids)
Biological process (GO): regulation of mRNA stability; negative regulation of translation; nuclear-transcribed mRNA poly(A) tail shortening
Cellular component (GO): P-body
Molecular function (GO): protein binding; translation repressor activity; mRNA binding
Source: RefSeq, a predicted model, not a curated record